AGUAUAUAAUUUCAUUUUGAUGUGAAUGCAUGUUACGUGUUUGCUCUUCGAAAAGUGUCAAGAACCAAGAACCGCGCGCGCAAUUUAAAACGAAAUUGAUUUUUUUUUCUUUGUCUGUUCAGCCGUUCAUAGUGUGUUAUGCUCUUCUAUUUGAUUGUUUCAAUAUUUGAGAUGUAUGAAGUUUAUAGUUUUCCAUUUAGUUUUCUGUAAUUUGAUGUCUAUCGGUGUGUGUAUGUUUUAAGCACAGCAGAAAAAACAAAUACGAUUGUUUAAGGAUUCAUUUUUAACGGCCCAAAAUGCAAGAUAAAAUUCCCGAGAUAAAUUCAACAUGUACACAAAGUUCAUAUGCAGACAAAUCACGUGUAAAAUAUAAAAACAAGUGGAAUAAUGUGCGAAAACUGCAAUUCAAAUAGCAAAUCGCAACCACAUAAAUUAUAGCGUGUGCAUAUUCAGCGCAAAAAAAGGAUAUAAAGAAGAAACAUUCGGAUCUGAUGGCGAAAAAGCAUACGACGACGUUCUUUGUGAAACGAUAAAGAGGACAAUGUGAUUUCUAGUUAGAAAGUCAAUGAGAAAUAACAGUCACGAAGUUUGUAAAAAAAAAACAGUGCAAGCGAACAAAUAAUUUAUUGGCAAACGGCGACAUCGUGGAAACAGUGUGAAUGAACUGAGAAGAAACCGAGCACAAAUCGUUAACACUACAUAUAUAAUCGAAAAACACAAAUCAAUCGUCUUUUGCCGGCGAACAAAAAGUGUCAAGUUUUUUUUGCCGUUGUUGGCGUUGGUUUUGUGUGAAUCGGUUCAGCGUUUUUAUUUCUUCGUUCCUGUGGUUCUUACCGGUAUAUGCUUGUUGCAGAAAAAAAUUAUUUAUAAUGACACUGGACACGCUCGCAAAAAGUGCAAGCAUUUAGAAAAACCGUUCCGGUGCACACACAGACAUUCCAUUGAGAAACUGUGCUCGAACGCGGCCAUAAGUGAAACCGAUUAAUUUUUAGUGUUUCCAAACAUUUAUAAAUAAACACGGACAACGUACAACCGUUGGAAUAUAAUGAAUGUGUCUCAAUGCAUUGCCAUUUCAUGGAAUUGUUGCACGCCCGAAAUUUAAACCACACAAAGCAGUGAACAUCAUCACAACCGCAGCCGCAUGCUAAAUCCAUUUUCGAUACAUCGUAAAUGCAAAAACAUCAUCAUUCAAUUUCAACGGACACGAUAGCGUGAAACCACUCGACGAGGAUAACAAAAUAAUAUCGAGAACGAUGGACAUCAGACUGUUGCUACUGCUAUUAGUGGCUGCGUUUGUACGUGGUUACAAAGAAUGCCCGAAAGAAUGCUUAUGCAGUUUGGAUGAAAGAGGGCGCAUUCAGACGAUAUGCAAUCGAGGCGGUAUGUCAUCGCUACCCAUCGCUGAAAUGGAUACAAACACCGAAGUACUGAUAAUACGUGGCCCACGCAACGACCUAACAAUUGGUCCAAUCUUUUUAUCGUUGAAAAAAUUGGAAAUUCUUCGAAUUACCGAUUCCAAUUUGCCAUCGGUUGGAACGUACUCAUUUUGGGGUACGGAUCGUUUACGUAUUCUAGAUUUGUCUCGUAAUAAUAUAACAGCGAUUGCGCAGGACAAUUUUAAAGGUCAAGAGCAUCUUGAUGAAUUGGACUUAUCACAUAACAAAAUUAACGGAUUAACCAGCUGGGUGUUCGCUAAUCUAAAGGAUUUGCGACGUCUUAGCCUGGCCAAUAAUUUAAUCGAAAAAUUAGCGCAUCGUGUUUUUUACAAAGUGUCCAAAUUGAAAUACUUGGAUGUGAGUGGAAAUCCAUUGACCGAUUUACCACCUGGUGUGUUCACGGAUAUUAUGGAAUUGAAGGGGCUGAAAUGCCGAAAAUGCUUGCUGAAAGAAAUCAACUCGAAACUAUUCCAGCAUGUGAAACACUUGACGGUACUGGAUCUUGGCGAAAAUUAUAUUAAGCACAUCGACGUAGGUGAUUUUAAGGACUUAAAGCGUCUUACAAAGCUUCAUCUCGAUGGGAAUCAGCUCAGUACCGUUGUUGAUUAUGCGUUUCCAACGCAGAAGAGCCUCGAAUUUCUUGAUUUGUCGCAUAAUCAACUGGCCAAAAUACCCAAUGAUGCAUUUUCACAUUUAUCGAAUCUCACCGUGCUCGAUCUAUCCUACAAUAAAAUACACAAAAUGAUGCCGGGCACAGUGGUGCCGUGGAAAAAAUUACACACACUCAAUAUCAGUGGGAAUAAGCAGUUGGAUUUGUUUCCUCUUCGCAUCACAUUCUACAAUUUACGACAUUUGCAAGCUUUGUCGAUCGCCGACAUGGACGACAUCCCAAUGGACCUAUUGCAUUCGUUUGAUCAAUUAAAAGUGUUGAAUGUGUCCGGCAAUCAUUUCCUAAAUACAUCGUUGACACUUCUCGAUUCGGUGAGCACUUUGGAGCUAUUGGAUUUGUCGAGGAACAAUCUAAACGGUUUUGAUGACAUACAAGUGUGGAAACUGCGACAAAUAAAAGAUGUUAAACUGGAGAACAACCCGCUCAUAUGCGACAGAUGCCACAUGGGAGCGCUUAUAGAAAUCGCACAAACGCUUUCAUGGAACGUAUAUCCGAUUUGCUAUAUGCCGGAACGGUUGCGCGCCAAACCAAUAUCCGUUUUGAAUGUGACAACAUUGGACUGGUGCACUGAAUUCGACAACGACCUGUAUGAUAUGGCUGGCAUUUCGGAGAAUAUCCUGUUAAAACGAGGCAAUUUCAAUCUUUUUGCCAUCAUUUGCGCCGUUGGCUUCAUCACCAUCGCAAUCAUUGUGCUAAUUAUUGUCUUGAGCGUGAAUCGACACUCGGCCAAAUACUACACAAAUGAGGACAAACGUUGCGACGGACUGUACGAGAAAAAUAUCGAUACGCUUUCGAUCACCGGAAAUGAAUUGAACUACAAAUUUCCCAUCGAUGACAUCAUCUAUACGAUUGACGAGUCAACGCUGCAGUCGACCACUCAACCACCAUUAAUAACGUCGUUCACGACACGCAACGGCUAUAUCUCGUUCGAUUGCGAUUAUUAUUUUUAAGAUGACCUUUUUUUUCUCUAUCAAGAUGAUACUUAUUUGAGACUUAUACAAAUUCAAUAUAGGCUAUUGUAAAUAAAACAAAAGAGAAUCUAUUUACCGAAUCGUAUUAUUAGAUUAAUGAAAUCAGACAGAUUUGAAUGAUUUAAAUGAUUUAAACAUAUUUCAAUCAGUUCUUUUUCUUCAAAAUUGUAUGUUUCUCAAAUACUUCGAGUAGCUAUUAGCCAAUAGUAAUGAAUUUAAGCGUAAAAGCAAUUAGGAAUCUUGAUAAGUUGACAAAGUUUUUCUUCUAAUUGAAAUUUAAUGGAAUUUCAAUUAAUUUUUACCAUUUUUACAAACUCUUUGUCUCUCAGAUGAUGUUUGAGCUUUACGAAAUAAUAUUGUAAAAUGUUUUGCUAGGCGGAAAUAAGAGUUGUUGAUAUACAAAUUCCGGUAUGCAUCGAAUUUGAACAUGUCCAUUUGUCUGAAAGAUAUUUUUUAAACGAAUUGUAAUUUAAUUAGAUUUCGUAUUUGUAAGCACACUUUUGAAGAAAUACAUUUUAUUCUAUUUUUCGUAAUUAAAAUCGACAAAUCAAAA
Molecule: messenger RNA, 3630 nt
Organism: Sitodiplosis mosellana (orange wheat blossom midge)
Lineage: Eukaryota; Metazoa; Arthropoda; Insecta; Diptera; Cecidomyiidae
Product: insulin-like growth factor-binding protein complex acid labile subunit
Exons: 15
Coding region: 1254-3056 (600 amino acids)
Molecular function (GO): protein binding
Source: RefSeq, a predicted model, not a curated record